This is a messenger RNA of Hymenoscyphus albidus, 2746 nucleotides long. The record is from the annotation of a GenBank genome assembly. NCBI's taxonomy places the organism in Eukaryota, Fungi, Ascomycota, Leotiomycetes, Helotiales, Helotiaceae.
CACACAUCAUCAUAUGGUACUUGGCACGAACUGCUCUGCCACCAACGGUUCCCUGUCCGAAUUUUGGAGUCGUUCAAGGCUGUUUCAAGCGUCGUAUUCUUCUGCACCUCAGUUGAACCCACGAAUCAAGCUCUCUCUGCGCUUUUUGCGAUGCACAACUGUGCGCCGCCGAACUCUCUUCUAGGCGCGGGUUAUGGCUGCGAUAAGCAUCCCGCCUUGAUUUUGGCAGUGCAGUAGUGCAGUAAUAGUGCAGUGCAUCCCGGCAUGCAUCAAGAUAGGCGUUUGCGGCACAGGGAAUCAGGAUCCUCUUCAUUCAGAUGCAAACUGCAUCAUGCUGGAUACUUUGGCAUGGCGGUCUCGUUGGUGGGGUGAUUGAAGAGCGGUGGGAAUUGGGUUUGGCAGAUGUAGUAAACAUACGGAGUAAGUAGAAAUGCCAUCGACGCAAUCCACAGGUAUCUGUACGAGUAGAUGGUUGGAUUGCGUGAAUUGAUUCCUCGCAGUGAUGAUUGUUGAUGCUGCCUUCUCUCUUCCAAUCAUUUUGCGCAGAUAGUGUUGUAUCAGCGUAAUCCUGGGCCAUACCUCACCUACCCUUGUGCCGCAGAACCAAAUCCAGAUCACUUUGAUUGCGACACCGACUCACUCACUUUCUCCCUCCACCUCCUCCCCCUUCCCUUCCUCUCCUCCACUCCAUCACUACCGAUAGUCGCUCCCCCCUCGUUUGGAGCAGGCACCUAGGAUCUACUUGUGGGUUGUGGGGAAUAAUCUCGAAAGUAAACAAUCGCUAUCGACUAUCGACCUGGCAUCGUCACAUCAGGCCCCACGACCGUUCCUUCCACAGACACUGCACUGUCACCGUCACUCGCUACGUACCCCGAAAGGCACAGCUACAGGGCCAAAGGAAAGAGAAGAAAAUUCCACGACAUCAUCGCGACGGAGAUUCGCAAUUUCCAAAUAGAAUCGUUCAAUUGCCUUACCACCACCUAAUUUCUAUUCCCCCCGCUCAUCUCGCUGCACAAUCUUUGCGUCGUCAAUAAUUCCCUUUGGAAGGCUUCUCACGAUGUUUGCGAAAUCUCUGGUUGCCGCGACGCUGUUGGCAAGCUAUGCGAUUGGCGCAUCAGCAAUUAAUACCAUUGAAGCUGUUGGCGCAAAGUUCUUUUACAGCAAUGGCACUCAAUUCUUCAUCAAAGGUCCGUUUCUCCCCCAAACAUUCAUCAAGUCUAAAUUCUAAUCUUUUCUACAGGCAUUGCAUAUCAACUCACCGAACACGAUCCCCUAAUCAACACCGAACAAUGCCAGCGCGACGCUGACUUGAUGAAGACGUUGGGCGCUAAUACAAUCCGUGUCUAUCAUGUUGACCCCAGAGGAGACCAUAGUGGAUGUAUGAGUGCAUUUGCAAAUGCUGGAAUCUACCUUUUGGUUGAUCUGGAUACCUUCAACACGCAAAUCAACCCAGUAAGGACCUCUCUCGCAAUCCGGUGAACUUCAACUGACAACCUCAUAGACCGUCGCAUCUUGGAACCAAACUCAAUUCGAUGCAUACGCCAAAGUCAUGGAUGCUUUCGCAAAAUAUGAAAACACACUAGGCUACUUUGUUGGCAACGAAGUCAUCGCCUUGAACAAUCAAUCUCUCGCUGCUCCAUAUGUCAAAGCUGCUGCUCGAGAUCUCAAGGCAUACAGAGACAGUAAAGGGUACAGAAAGAUCCCAGUCGGUUACAGUGCCGCGGAUAUUGCAGAGCUGAGACCUAUGCUCCAAAACUACCUAGCUUGUGGUACCAAUGCGUCCGAGAGCAUCGACAUGUUUGGUUUGAAUGCCUACGAAUGGUGUGGUGACAACACUCUCCAAACUUCCGGAUACUCUACUCUCAACACCUACGCCGAGACCUACAAUGUGCCCAUCUUCUUUUCUGAAACGGGCUGUAAUACUAACAAGCCUCGUACUUUCGCUGAUCAAAGCGCGAUUUUGGGCCCUGACAUGGAUUCUCUCUGGUCUGGUGCCAUUAUCUAUGAGUGGAUUGAGGAAGCAAACAACUAUGGUCUUAUUUCAUAUGGUCCUAAUGUUUCCGCUACUGUCACUGCAUCAAAUAUUCAAGGGGGUUACUCACGAGGAGGUACUCCAACGCCGGUCGCUCCAGAUUUCACAAACCUUCAAAAUCAAUGGAAGACUCUCAGUCCUACCGGGAUUGCUUCUUCCGACUACAAACCAAACUUGACCCCUCCACCUUGCCCAGCAUCCACUCCAAAUGGAUGGUUGGUUGACGGAAAUGUUAAGCUUCCAAGUGUUGGUCAGACUCAAGAGACUGGAUCACCAACUGCUGCUGCUACAUCCACACCUACUGGAACUGCCGCCACACCCAGCAGUACCAAGGGCGGAGCGAAUGGAGGAAAAGAGAUAACUGGCAUGGGACUGGGCUUAGUUACCGUCAUGCUUGGGUUCAUGUACUGGUUGUAACAGUACGUUAUGUGGACUUUGUUGUAUAUAGAUGCGGAAAUAGUCCCUUGAGAAUGCGGACUUGCGUAUACGAUAGUACGAAGGCGUUUUGGCGGGAUUCUUACAGCAUGAUUCAUCGAUUGAGCGCAUGAUAAACGAAGCGCGGCGUUUUGGUGUUUUUUCUCCCCAAUACACACAUCAUGGGGAUUGAUUUUUGGCAUUUUCAUCUGAGGGAAAGGGUGGGGGUAUAAUGUCAUCUUCUCUCUCUGUCUAACGCUACAUUUAUAUGUAGAUCAGAUUGUGGAGAUUGCAAAUGGU